Messenger RNA from Aureobasidium namibiae CBS 147.97, 600 nucleotides. RefSeq lists its product as uncharacterized. Bases 1 to 600 code for a protein of 199 amino acids. The transcript is spliced from 2 exons. Gene Ontology annotation, cellular component: trans-Golgi network; Golgi membrane. Gene Ontology annotation, biological process: protein localization to Golgi apparatus; Golgi to endosome transport; Golgi to plasma membrane protein transport. Lineage: Eukaryota; Fungi; Ascomycota; Dothideomycetes; Dothideales; Saccotheciaceae. The record is from RefSeq and is a predicted model, not a curated record.
AUGCCCCGUCGAAGGCGUCCUGCUCGUCCCGGAGCCCUCGCCGACCUUGCGCCAAAACGAAUCCUCGCCCAAAUCGUCGUCCUUCAGCUUCUAUACUACGCCGUCGCAGCUGCCUUGAUUCUAUUCACUACCCUAGUGGCCGGCAGGGAUGUCACGGCAGAUUCUCUUCUCAGCUGGCGUACUGUUCGAAGCGAUGUCACUACAGGGUGGAUGCUCGGUCUCUGCUGGAUGAUGGACAGUAUGAUUUGUGUCAUCUUCCUAUUGCUCUUCAUCGCCCGAUCCAAACUCGUCCCCGACUUUGCAAUUACCAUCCACGUCAUCAACCUCGUAGUCACCACUUUCUACACCAAGGAGCUACCUACACAAGUCUUCUGGUGGGGCCUACAGUUCUGCAGCGCUGCUCUGAUGAUCUUUCUCGGCGUCUGGGCCUGCCAGUGGAGGGAACUCAAGCCCAUAUCCUUUGGAGGAAAAUCAAACAAGUCUGCUUCUACUGCCGACCCAGCCGCCGUCGAAGAGGGUGCUGGCUUUGCAAGAGAAGGAAGAGGUGCUGGUCAUGACGGUGCUGGAGCAUAUGAGAUGGCCGAUAUGUCUGAAAGAUGA